This is a messenger RNA of Trichoderma gamsii, 1617 nucleotides long. Its product is annotated as glycosyltransferase family 8. The transcript has 7 exons. The record is from RefSeq and is a predicted model, not a curated record. NCBI's taxonomy places the organism in Eukaryota, Fungi, Ascomycota, Sordariomycetes, Hypocreales, Hypocreaceae. Gene Ontology annotation, cellular component: cytoplasm. Gene Ontology annotation, molecular function: glycosyltransferase activity. The coding region runs from base 1 to 1617 and encodes 538 amino acids.
AUGGCUGAUCCAAGCUGGGGCGAGCAUGCUUAUGCUACGCUUCUUUUGAACGAUGCCUACCUUCCUGGCGCUUUGGUGCUUGCUCACUCGCUGCGUGACGCCGGAACCACCAAGAAGCUCGCAGUUCUCGUCACUCUCGACGGUGUGACUGCCGAGGCCGUUGUCCAGCUCAAGACCGUUUACGACUAUGUCUUGCCUGUUCCUCGAAUCCGCAAUGACAAGCCCGCCAACCUGUACCUCAUGAACCGUGCUGAUCUGCACUCUGCCUUUACCAAGAUCAACCUGUGGAAGCAGACGCAGUUCUCUCGAAUUGUCUACAUCGAUGCCGACGUUGUUGCCUAUCGGGCUCCGGACGAGCUCUUCGACCUCCCACACGCCUUUGCGGCCUCCCCCGAUAUUGGUUGGCCAGACCUCUUCAACUCUGGUGUCAUGGCGCUGACGCCCAACAACGGUGAUUACCACGCCAUGGUCGCCAUGACCGAGAGGGGUAUCUCCUUUGAUGGCGCCGACCAGGGUCUCCUCAACAUCUACUUCAAGAACAACUUCCACCGUCUGCCCUUCACCUACAACGUCACUCCUUCCGCGCACUACCAAUACCUCCCUGCCUACCGACACUUCCAGUCCAGCAUCAACAUGGUCCACUUCAUUGGUCCGGACAAGCCUUGGCGCGCUGGCCGCAACGCCUCAUAUGGCAGCUCAGCCUACGACGAAAUGGUUGGCCGAUGGUGGGCCGUGUAUGAUCGCCACUACCGCGAGAAGGAAAUUUCUCAGCUUGCCAAUGGCAGUGGAAACUAUAACACAGCUUACGAGGCUCAGAAGAGUGCUUCUCUGGCUUAUACUGGAAAUGAUACAACUCAAAACUGGGGUGGCCAGAACCAGGCACCACGACAAAUCUUCCCAUGGGAAAGCAAGCAGACCAAGGCUACCAGGUCCUUCUACGGCGAUGAGUCAGAGCUGCAGCCGCAAUCUGCGACCACCAAGCCUUCGGGCGCCCGUUCUUCAGUUACCAAAUCGCCUCCCAAGUCUCCAGUCUCCAAGGCAUCGGACAAACAGAGCGAGGCCGGCACAGCAUCAUGGACAACAUACUCUCGAGGCAAUGCUUGGGAUGAAGAUCCCGGCAUCUCCAAGUAUGCGGAAGCAGUUGAGAAGCGCCACCGAUCGAGUAGCCGUGGACAGGGAGGAGAUGAGGACGUAGACGACGACGAGGAUGAACAAGAACAGACAAAGCGUGGCUUCAAGGUUACUGACUUCCCUACUGAGACGGAGCGACCCAGCUUGCCAGUCACGCCGGCCCCAGUUCCUCGAGGGCGUGAAGCCGCUGGAAAAGGCCUGCCGGCAGCUGAGGGCGUGCCGUCACAGGCCGAAUGGGAUCCCACAGCGCAAUUAGAGAAGCUUGCUCAACAGCAGUCAGCGAUGCUAUUGCGCAAGCUGGGAGGGGAGACGGAUGAUGUAUCGAGAGGAACGAGCCAAAGUAUUUCGACGCAGCCCAUUGGAUCACAGACUCGCAUUGCACAGUCAGUGCCUCAGGUGUUGAGUCCACGACCUGUCAAGGGGACGGCCGCGGCCGCAACCAGAAGUUUGGAGCGCAAGAUGGAUGCAGAAGCCGACAAGUCAUGA